AUGAAUGAUGGGAGGAUGGCGGUGUCAAAUACCCGACCACCCCACGAUCUGGCCAAACCGCUGUUCAGCUUCGAUUUAGUCCCACCCUACAAACAAAAACAGGCUUUCGUCUGGUUAGCUCAAGCGUUUCGUGUCUUUAGCACGUUAAAUGUUCCCCCUGGAAAAGGUUUACGGAAUGUGAUCUCUUCCCUGUGGAGUCUGACGGUCUUACUGAUCUUUCUUUUCCCAGGACAACUAUCUAUCGUAGUCCUCGAACUUACCCCUAGUGAUAUUUACUAUCCCCCUUCUGAAGCGCACGAUUGA
Messenger RNA from Marasmius oreades (fairy-ring Marasmius), 303 nucleotides. RefSeq lists its product as uncharacterized. Bases 1 to 303 code for a protein of 100 amino acids. Lineage: Eukaryota; Fungi; Basidiomycota; Agaricomycetes; Agaricales; Marasmiaceae. The record is from RefSeq and is a predicted model, not a curated record. The transcript has 2 exons.